CGGAUCCUUAUAUAGGAGUAUUAUUUCCGCAGCCACCUCCAAAACCCUAAAAACCUUCCAGAGCAGAGAGACAGCUAUCAACAAAAAUGGUGAAGAAAAGCAAGAAGAGUAAGAGCAAAAGGGUGUCUUUGAAACAGAAGCACAAGAUAAUAAGGAAAGUGAAGGAGCACCAUAAGAAGAAGGCCAAAGAGGCAAAGAAGCUUGGACUUAAUAAGAAACCUAAGGUAGAGAAAGACCCAGGCAUUCCCAAUGAUUGGCCUUUUAAGGAGCAGGAGCUCAAGGCUCUCGAGGCUCGUCGUGCUCGCGCUCUUGAUGAAUUGGAGCAGAAGAAAGCUGCCCGUAAAGAGAGGGCUAAGAAGAGAAAGCUUGGACUACUUGAGGAUGAUGAUGUGUCCAAACUGGAAGAUCUGACUUCAACGAAAGAAAAAGAAGUUGGUGGAGGAAGGGUAAAUGAUGGCUCAGCUUCUUUUGUUAAACAACGAGAUAACUCUGAAAGGGCUUUCUACAAGGAGUUGGUCAAAGUAAUUGAUGCUUCAGAUGUAAUUUUGGAAGUGCUUGACGCUCGAGAUCCUCUUGGUACCCGCUGUCUUGACAUGGAAAAGAUGGUGAUGAGAGCAGGCCCUGAGAAACAUCUUGUGUUGCUCCUCAAUAAAAUUGAUCUCAUUCCUCGGGAAGCUGCAGAAAAGUGGCUAAAGUAUCUAAGAGAGGAAUCACCAACGGUUGCUUUCAAGUGUAGCACCCAAGAACAAAAGUCAAACCUGGGUUGGAAGCCUUCCUCAAAGGCUGGUAAGAGUAAGACUAGUAAUCUUCUGCAGACCAGUGAUUGCCUUGGAGCCGAGACACUGAUAAAAUUGCUGAAGAACUACUCACGAAGCCAUGAGAUCAAGAAAUCAAUCACUGUAGGAGUCAUUGGUCUACCAAAUGUUGGUAAAAGUAGCCUGAUUAAUAGCUUGAAGAGAUCUCACGUAGUCAAUGUAGGUGCUACUCCAGGAUUAACGAGAUCCCUGCAAGAAGUCCAGUUAGAUAAGAAUGUUAAAUUGCUGGACUGCCCUGGGGUUGUGAUGCUUAGGUCAGUGUCUGAGGAUGAUGCGUCUAUUGCUCUUCGAAAUUGCAAGAGGAUUGAGAAGUUAGACGACCCAAUUAGUCCUGUGAAGGAGAUUCUUAAACUUUGUCCAGAAAGAAUGUUGGUUACCAUAUACAAGGUUCCUACCUUUGAUUCCGUGGAUGACUUUCUUCAGAAAGUUGCUAUGGUUAGGGGUAAGCUCAAAAAGGGAGGAAUUGUUGAUGUUGAUGCUGCUGCAAGGAUCGUUCUGCACGACUGGAAUGAGGGGAAAAUUCCAUACUACACCUUGCCUCCAACCAGGAACGAGGGGGAGCAUUCAGAGGUCAAGAUAGUUUCUGAACUUGGGAAAGAAUUCAAUAUCGAUGAAGUUUAUGGAAGUGAAUCCUCUAUUAUUGGAAGCCUGAAAUCUGUCAACGAUUUUAAUCCAGUUGAAGUUCCUUCAAAUCGACCUGUUAACUUUGAUGAUAAAAUGCUAGAGGACAAUUUGCAGCAGCCAUUGACUGAAAAUGAUAAUGCCACAGAAAACCUUGUUAGUAAGAAAGGAGAUGAGCCAAUGGAUUCAGGAGAAGGUGAUGGAGCCCAGACGAGGGGCAAAAGUGCUAGUAGUAGACAAAAUGAGAAGUUAUAUGGUGAGGAAGGCAUGUUGAACACUAAACAGAAGAAAGCUGAGAAGAAAAAGAGGAAGAAAGACAAGCCCUCAACUGCUAGUGAUAUGGACGGUGAUUAUGACUUUAAGGUAGAUUAUAUCAAGAAGGAUUCUGCUAUGGAUGAUGCCGAUGAAGUUGUAGCAACUGAUGGAAGUAAGAAUAACAGAUUUGAGCUGCCAUCUGGGGUUGAGUUAGAUAAAUGAAUGAAGAUAAACUCUGAGCUAGAAACUAUCCUUAACAAUCAGAUUUUGUGGUUGCUAAAUUUUUGUUUGCCCUGUAAAGAUUUUGAUACCAGAGGCCAUCUUUCCUGUUGUACUAAAUUGAAGCAAUUAUAUAUCAUGAGAAACAUUUUUGUC
Messenger RNA from Solanum dulcamara, 2066 nucleotides. Its product is annotated as guanine nucleotide-binding protein-like NSN1. Gene Ontology annotation, cellular component: nucleolus. Lineage: Eukaryota; Viridiplantae; Streptophyta; Magnoliopsida; Solanales; Solanaceae. The transcript has 9 exons. The record is from RefSeq and is a predicted model, not a curated record. The coding region runs from base 87 to 1913 and encodes 608 amino acids. Gene Ontology annotation, molecular function: GTP binding.